Molecule: messenger RNA, 4898 nt
Organism: Chiloscyllium plagiosum (whitespotted bambooshark)
Lineage: Eukaryota; Metazoa; Chordata; Chondrichthyes; Orectolobiformes; Hemiscylliidae
Gene: ptpro
Product: protein tyrosine phosphatase receptor type O
Biological process (GO): regulation of glomerular filtration; podocyte differentiation; peptidyl-tyrosine dephosphorylation involved in inactivation of protein kinase activity
Cellular component (GO): GABA-ergic synapse; plasma membrane; glutamatergic synapse
Molecular function (GO): cadherin binding; protein tyrosine phosphatase activity; Wnt-protein binding
Source: RefSeq, a predicted model, not a curated record
GGCGGGGUUAGAGGAAGAGAAUGAGCUGUUUGUGCGGGCGAUACUCUGUGCCCAUUGAUUAAAUGCAACACAGCUCACUGAUGGAGGAGCACAGGACGGAGGUAGUCAGUCUCUCGACUGAAUGCGUGGUGUAAGCAGGGACGAGGACAUAUCUAUAUCUUUACAGUGGUGCACCCACAAGCCACAGUCGUGACAGUAAACGUGAGGGAGGAACACCACCGGGACCCAGUGUGCAGGAUGCAGACUGAGCGGGAGACAGUGCAAAUGGUCUGAUGCUGCAGGAAAGCGCCAUUGUCUGUGUCAGCACCCUAGCCUCCUGCCAGAUCUCGCCAUCUCUAUUAAAUGCAUUGGGAGCUGCACAGAGGAGCUGCCUGCUCAAUGGUGCUUUUUAUCGCUUGUUUCCUUUUCGCCAUAAAGAACCACUCCCAGUCAACAGUGUGGCUGUAUAUGACUACAAGCAAUCUCCACAAACUGGAGUCCUGUUUGACAUUCAAUAUCCAAAGCAGACAACCAACUUUUUCUCAAGAUUAAAAUUAAGCUACUUUGAAGGCAGUUAUUAUCGAACAUCACUCCACAAAGAUUUUCUGAAGGGCAAGUUAAUUUUCAACACCUGGCUACCUGGAACAUGCUACAGUAACAUUACAUUCCAACUGGUGGCAGAGGCUAAUGUUAAUCGAGUUCCGUUAAUGGAGUACAGUGCUGUUGGACAUGAGCCAAAACAUCAUCGAACAGUACCCUACCCCCCCAGUAAUGUGUCAAUGAAGAUUGUGUACAAGAGACGCCAGUCUGAGGGCGAAAUUCAUGCUGGUCAUGAACAUUAUUUUCUCAACACUAAUAAAACUGCUGAUGAGCGAAGCAAUGCAAUUGAUACUGAGAUCAGUGACCCCACAGCAAACCAGUCAACCGAACGGGGUGAUAAUAAAUUCACUAAUGACGCUGACAAGAAAACGAAAGCUAAUUGGGCGCUGGAGAUGCAUCCAGACAGUAAAGAGAUUUCAGCAAGUGGAAGCGAUUAUUUAGAUAUAAUGAAUGUUACUGAAGAAGAUUCUCCAAAUGUUAUUUAUGCGACCACAGCGGCUGUGCGCUCCGUGAUCGGUCCGGAGACUGUGUGGCUCGUGCUCCAGUGGUUCCCCCCAAAAUCAUAUACAGCUUACGAUGGCUUCAACAUUUACAUCCAAAGGGAAGGGAACCCUGGUCAGGUUUUCACAGUAGAAAAUGACAGUUAUGUUUUUGAGCUCGAACUCCAAGAGGCGGGAAAGUACAAUGUCAAUGUAACAACUGUCAGCUCCUUUGGAAUCUGUCCAACUAGAGAGAGCUCAACCAAGAAAGCUUUGACGUUUUACCUGAGUUCCUUUGGGAAGUGGUUUAAGGAGAUCACUGAAAGCCCUCAGAACAUCGCUGUGAAGGUGCUGAAUUCUAUUACAGCCCACGUAUCCUGGACUCACUCACAAGACAACAACUACGAUAGUAUUGUGUCGAUCGUAUCUCUGUCUUGUCAGCAGCAAUUAGAGGGCCAGAGAAUUGAGUCUCAUUAUUGCUACAAGGUAAAUCUGAGCAGUAACAUCAUUGAAAACCUAAUGCCAGGAGCGUAUUACCAGGUUGUGGUCUACUUGAAAAAUGGCCCUGCUGUUGGCCCUCCUUCUCUCCCAGUUACAUUUGGUUUGAAGCCAUCAGGAGUGAAGAAUCUGAUAUUAUACCCUUUGGGCCCCACAGCAGUAGUGUUGACCUGGAACAGACCUUACUCUGUGGUGUUUAAAAAGUACGUUGUGGAAAUGUACCAUCAUGAUCCGCUGAACCAAAACUCAAAAUGGAAAACCAUCCAAGAUAUUCCAUUCACAAUUGCCUUAACAACCUCGAUGACUGUGACUAACUUGCAACCAGCCUCACGUUAUGAGUUUCGUGUCACGAUGGUGUCUUGGGGAGAGCCUGAAAUGAGUUGCUGUGACCGAUCUUUAAUGAGCUACAUAACAGCACCACUAGCUCCGAAGAUUACUUGGCUGGAGUAUUCUAAGAACCUACUCUCUGUUAGCUGGACCUACGGGGACAUUACAACUGAAGCAUCCAAUUCAACCUUACCUUAUUGGCUUGUUGUAGCAGUUGGACAAAGAAUUAUUAAAAAGAGUGUGCCUCAUAGCACAAUGACAACUUUGCUUCGAUUGCCUCCUGGAGACAUCUAUAACCUAACUGUGGUAGCCUACACAGAAGGGAGCAGCAACUCCUCUGCACCGCGUAUCAUCCAACUCCAACCUGCUUCUCCCAAGUCACUCUUCGCUGUCAACAAAACGCAGACAUCGGUGACACUCCUGUGGGUAGAGGAAGGAGUCAUUGAUCAUUAUGAGGUCACGUGCAAACAGGUUGGAGCAAGAGAUGAAGGAAAGAAAGAAGAGGCCACAGUUUACUCUCCUAUUGUUACACUUACCAACCUCGUGCCAUCGACCUCCUAUAACUGCAGUGUGACCAGUGUCAGUUAUGAGCGUUACAGUGCUCCGGUUUUCAUCACUGUCUCAACAACAGUUACAGAAGUGAAUUCGAACAUGGUGGUCAUCUCUGCCCUCGCAAUACUGAGUAUCCUGCUUAUUGGACUGUUGCUGAUUACACUGUUUGUUCUACGACGAAAGCACUUGCAACAUGCCAGAAAUUGUGGAGCCGGAAUAUUUGUCAAUUUCGCCACUUUGGAGAGAGAUGGGAAGUUGCCAUUUAACUGGCGUAGAAGUAUUUUUGCUGUGCUUGCACUUCUCCCAUCAUGCCUUUGGACUGACUAUCUUUUGGCCUUUGGUAUUAACCCUUGGAAUAAAUAUGCAUUGAAGAAGAGGAAACUGGCCAACCCUGUUCAGCUGGACGAUUUUGAGUUAUAUCUGAAGGACAUGGGUAGAGACUCUGAUUACAAAUUCUCUCUGCAGUUUGAGGAUCUAAAGCUUGUGGGUCAGGAUAUACCCCAUGAUGCAGCUGAACUGCCAGUGAAUCGAUGUAAAAAUCGUUACACUAAUAUCCUGCCGUACGACUUCAGCCGAGUGAAAUUAAGAUCUCUUCACAAUGAAGAGGGCUUGGACUACAUCAAUGCUAACUACAUCCCUGGAUUUAACUCUGCACGUGAAUACAUUGCAACGCAAGGACCCUUGCCGGAGACCAGAAAUGAUUUUUGGAAAAUGAUAAUGCAGCAGAAAUCCUGUAUCAUCGUUAUGCUUACACAAUGUACUGAGAGGAGACGGGUAAAAUGUGACCAUUAUUGGCCUUUUAAUGAACAGCCUGUUGGUUAUGGGGACAUCACUGUUGAAAUGGUUUUUGAAUCAGAGCCCUCAGAUCAGGCUGAGGAGACUUAUCAGUCUGAAUGGAUCAUCAGGGAAUUCAACGUAAGCUACGCAGAUGAAAUUCAGAGAGUGAUUCACUAUAAUUACAUGGCAUGGCCAGAUCAUGGUGUGCCCAGUGCUAGUGCAACAGAGAACAUCUUACAGUUCGUACAACUGGUCAGGCAGGAGGCAAUGGAGAGACCCGGCCCAAUAGUUGUGCACUGCAGCGCUGGUGUGGGAAGAACGGGCACCUUUAUAGCUCUUGACCGACUUAUGCAGCACAUCCAGGAGCAUGAGUACGUAGAUAUCCUGGGCCUGGUGACUGAAAUGCGUACAUACAGAACAUCAAUGGUUCAGACAGAGGAACAGUACAUUUUCAUUCAUCGGUGCGUGCAGCUGAUGUGGAAAAAGAGAAAGCAACAGUAUGGCAACAGUGAUGUGAUAUAUGAGAAUUCUAGACCCUCCCAGCUAUGAAGCCUGAAAGAUUCCAAACUUUACAGCACACUGCUUUAUUCUAAGCUUCAGGUACAUCCUGGGCUUGGCUCUAACCACAGAGGACCAGUGCUAGCAAGAGAGAGCUGAUAAAAGAAAAGAACAUUAAAAAAAAGUGCUCUGGAACAAUGCCUUAAAAGUACCUGUAGUGUCUUUGGACUAUUUCCACCAAUGAAAAUUCAGUGUGGGACCAAAUUCAUAUGAAACAAGUGUUAAAGUAGGUACAAGCAACAAGUCCAUAACGAAGAAAUAAAGUGUAUUGCAUUCCACUGCUCGUGUUCAGUUAAUGCACCAUGUUACAAAGAUAAACUUUCACUAAACGUCUGCUUUCCAGGAAUAGUCUAGCCUUUCUUAUACAAGCCAAAUAAAACCACACUUUAAAUUAAAUGGUAAAAACUGUGAAAUGACUGAGGAAUUCAUGGAAUUAUUGUAUUUAUGCAAUAAAGAACAUUUGCAUCAGAGAUUGGUGAUUAAGAUGAUUUAUCUGGCACUGCAGAUCUGAUAGGUAUUCCUCAGUAAUGCACAUACUGUUGAUUAUAAAUUGAUGUUGUGUAAUGCAUUGUGUCUUGACAGUUUUGGUGUGUUGCAGAGGAGGUAAAAUUCACUGUUUUCAUUUAGCAGUUAUAAUAAAUAUUUCCCAACAUCUACACACACUGCCCUUUUGGGUGCUGAAUUUACCUAGAUCUUAAAAAACACGAUCACAUGACUGCACAUAAAAUUGGCGCUCUAAAUAAAAAUGAGAUGAGGGAGAAAAGAAUGCUAAUUUGAAUUUGAAUCAUGCAAAAUGUUUUAUUUUACAAAAGGCACAACGAUGCUAUAGUUUAGCUAGUGAAUUGUCACAGGAAAUUUACUCCCCAGAAGUAAAAGUUAUACUGGACAGUUGACAGCAAGAUUCAACACAAGUGAUUGAGAACCACACUCCUAUAGCAGUAAGCAAACCGCUAGUCUCAAACCAGACCUGUUUAUACAGUUAGAAUUCUAAUUGUUAGUGAGAUACCAUAAUUAUUGGAGUACCAGUUUGCACCAUUCUGAAAAGAUUUUAAAUUUUUUUAAAAAUUAAAAUCAGUAAAAUUAUUGGAUGUUACCCCAUACAAAUCUCUAGCCUUAAACCAUUAUGGU